Messenger RNA from Heterobilharzia americana, 419 nucleotides. The record is from the annotation of a GenBank genome assembly. NCBI's taxonomy places the organism in Eukaryota, Metazoa, Platyhelminthes, Trematoda, Strigeidida, Schistosomatidae.
UUGGUCUCUUCCCUGAUAGCAACCUGGUUAUUUGAUACAAUGUUGUCAGGUCUCUCUUACCUGCAGCCUGUUCUGCUUCACUUGCCAGUGUUUCGUAGAAGUGUCUUUUGUCUUUGCGUGCACUCUUCUUCACUUCUUUGUCCAGUGUUUUAUACAUUGUGCUCAGUUCCUCUUGUCGUUGAGCAUCCUUGCACUGGUUUAUCUUCUGCUUCACCAUCCUCCUCUCCUCUAUCAGCUUCCAGGUAUCCAUCGAGAUCCAUUCCUUGUCUUCUUUCUUCUUCCUUCCUAAUAUGGCUGUGCAGGUUUCUUUCCACAUAGCUUUUAAAGACUUCCAGUGUUCUUCCACACAGGUUUCUUCAGGGAUGUCCCUCGAUGUCUCUCAUUUUGUCUUGAUGGCUGCCGUGAAGAUCUCCUUUGUA